AGAGAAAGUAUGAGCAAACUUUCGUCAGUACCUGAGCUCAAAACAGCAAGACCUGGAUCACAGGGGCCCCAGUUUUCUUGGGAGGAAAUUUGCAUGUAUCUCUACGGACACAAACCUGUGGAGCCCGCGGUUCUUGAAGACCAGCGUAAAGUAGUCAAGCUGGAAGAAAAUUGUCAAGGUCUAUUCCUUUAAAAAUACGUACUAUGUAUUCUAAUUUCUUUUUACCCUUCCUUUUCGUUCUUCUUAUUUAUUUAUUUAUUUAUUGUUCCCAGUCAUCUAUAAAAAAUCAUUUUUUAUUCGACGGGAUUUUCUCUGCUUAUGGAUGCAGCAGGUUACACGAUAUAUGCACAUAUAGCCCCAGAAGAACAGUCUUAUUAUAUUAUUUAAACAUAUUUAAACUCUUGAGUCUUACAAACCAAAUAGUUGUGCAGAAAGGUGUCCCAAAUUUUCUUUUUCAGGCCAUACUUUUUAGCCUUUACGAGGACCACUUUGGGAUGUAGCCACACUACAGUUCAAUAAGAUUUAAUCGGUGAUUCUGUUUGACAUUCACAUUACAUUCCGGCGAAACAUAAACGUUUUUACACAUGUCAAAUAUUUUGCUCUUUACCAGUAUCCAGUAUUUCUUCCAGGGUUUUUCAUUAUAACUCGAUCAGUCUUCUCCCAUUAAGAACAUAUAACGAUGAUGUCGUCAUAAUAUUUGGAGUUGAAUGGGCAACCAAUCAAAUCCAAACACUUAACGUAAAUCAAGGAGAUCUUAUGAAAACGGUGAUAAUUUCCCGUUGCCUGUUCAAAAUAUAAGCUACUUGUUACUCUCUUAGCAAAUCUAAAGCUAAUAUCUCUACCGUAAUCUUCACAAAAUCGCCCUUAGUUUCGUUGCACAUGAACACCAAAACAUGGAAUUUGAAUUAGUUUAUCUUUCAUUUUAUGUCAGUGGAUAGAAAAAGAAAGCGCUGCUCUCUACCAAGUCCAUCAUUGAUAUUUCCAGAUGAAGUUAGGCUUUGCAAAUCGAGUGUCCCUGGAGCUAAAUAUGGGGUUUGUGCAGCUCAGCCCAUACCUCCUGGGACAUGGAUCGGUCCAUAUGAAGGCCAGGUUGUCAGGCGAGAGGAACUACGUGAAGGAGUACAUAAUAGCUUCAUGUGGGAGGUAAGGAAAUGUUACCUUAAAUGCUAAUCAGUUAUGAACUUUGUUAUACACCGCACUAGCUUCUUGAAAGAGAGAUUUAGACAAUUUCGUUCAUGACUAGAAAAGAGACUUUUUGCAUUGGGCGAAGCAUCUAGGGUAGAAAUGGAAAGACAUGCCAAUGAAUUGUGUGACUAUUUUCGGUAUGACUUUGACCGUUACUUGCAUACUCGGUUUGCAAGGUCCGCUUGUUAAAAUAGGACAGAAAGACUUCAAUUUUCACAGGAAAAAACGCUAUGUUCCCCUCCGUCUUCGGAGUCUGCGCAGAGUGACUGCCCGGGCAACCCCCCUUACCCCCACCCUCAAAUAUAGGCUUGUACUGUAAUGUGUUUCUGAGAGCAAAGUUGAGGAUGAGCAUGACGCAUUCCAUUAAUCGCAUCGUCUUAACCUGACAGAUAUACAAAGACGGCAGGUUUAGUCAUUUUAUUGAUGGCAGUGAAGAAUAUAUGUCAAGCUGGAUGAGGUACAUUCAGUGCGCCCGUUACAAAGACGAACAAAAUAUGACUGUGUUUCAGUAUUGCGGGAACAUUUACUAUCGAGCAUUCAGACAUAUUCCAGCUGACCGGGAGCUGCUUGUAUGGUAUGACGAAAAGUACUCAGAAUUCAUAGACAUCCCUGCGUUAUUGAAAGCGAGAACUCUAAAAGGUAUGUUUUUUUAAUUAUUUCUUUGUUUGUUUGUUUGUAGUUUUCCAAAUUCAAGAUUUUAAUUUUUGGAUAAUAAAUGCACGCACCUUUUAAUUUACUUUGUCACAGUGUACUCGUCUUUGAGGGAGGUAGGGCCAUGCUGUGAGUCCCAGAGUGUACCAGUCCAACCCCUUUCCCCUCCCCACCAUCCCAACGUUUUUAUUUUUUUCAUAGGUAGAGUUGUUUCUAUGGUACUAAACAUUUUCGAAACAUUAUACUCCUAGUAAAAAUGGAUAAAGUUUCAAUUUACAAGCAACGUGGAAAAUGACGAAACAUUGAAAUCAGAUAACAUUUCGGCACAUUUGUUCAAACCAAAAAGCUUUAAGGUUCUAGCUUUGCAUAGAAAUGGUUCCCUAACCUCACGUGUGGAAUCACGUGAACUUUAAUUAGUUACAUGUUAUAGACCUGAAGGCAAUGAGCGUAACUGCGAGAAUGUUACGAAUGAUAUGCAAGUUAAGAAUAACGAUUAUUUGUUGUUGUUAGAACAUACAGUUGCCUGGAAACCAACUGGAAUGGACGAAGAAAUGCUAUUCGAAGAUUCUCGAGAUCAGGUAUUGUAGGAAGCUAAAUAAUCAUCGACAAGUAUUUUAUAAUCAAUGUCAUGAAAGAUAUUGUUCAUCGUGGAUAAUGCGUAAAAUGGGUUUCGUUAAUUAAUCGUUUGUCUCACGAUUGUCACAUAGAUAUUGAUCGCGACGUUUCGACCGCGUACUGCAGGUCUUCAUCAGGCGAUAGUGUCGAUUUACUGAGUAGAACAAUUUGUACCACCAUGGUUGUUAUAGUGACCGAUGUAUUCACAAAUCUCGCUCAUGGUUGGUGGGUUUCGAUCCAAAGCAUUUAUAUAUUUUACUAUCAUGGCUAUCAUGGCUAUCUCACAUCACAAUCAACUUUAUAACAGAGAAGUUUCAUCUCUUAAAUAUGUUUUGCAUAUCUUGCUAUUCGUUUCAUUUAGGAAAACAAUUUAACAUAUUAGAGCUCUGUUCGUCUCUUCUUAAGGACUAUGAUGAACCGGAGAGUUCCUUGGAUCCUUUUGGGCUGGGACUCAAGGAUCACGGAGAUGCCCAUAUUUGGAAAUGUGGCCAGUGCUCGCAAACGUUUUCUCAACGUGUUCUUCUUCAGAUGCACGUUUGUCCACAGGUAAGCCUUUCCGGUACCUAACAAAACCUAAUGUUAACCAAUCAUCUUUUCAUUUUGUUUUUCUGUUGUCGUCUCUGGAGCACUGGACGUUACUAUCAGAAUCUCACUCAUUCUUAAUGUAUUUGUGCAACACAGCUUAAGAAAUAAUUCAUGUAAAAAAUGAUUUAAUUUGUAAUUGGACUGAUUGAUGAAAAACCGUUGUAGCAUUCUGCAUGAAUUCCAAAAUAUCUAUGGUUUUAUGAAAUUAAUCAAAUGUUAGAAUAAAGAAAAUAUGCUGAUAAUAAUUUGGCAUUAUUAUUCUUAUUGGAACGAUAUGAAACACAGUCAACUUGUUUUGAAUCGUAACGGGGACGGGAUAUUUCAGUGAGCGUGGUAUGCGCAGUUUUUUUAAUCUAAAAAACACGAACGUACUCUAAAUUAAAACUCUAACUCACACUCAAUCUUGCCCUUGUAGUCCGGUUAUAACCUCCAUUUACACCACAAAGGCGGAUCUUCCACAGCUCCCAUGAAAAAAGGGGCAACCUGCGGAAACAGCACUGUCCUAUUUUGUACCAACUGUGCAUUUUGUUCUUGGUUGCAGUCCCCUGAUCGUCCAUACCAAUGCGGGCAUUGUCCUUCCUCGUUCCCAGGGCCAGCCGAGCUGAGAGAACACGUAGUUAUUCACAUCAAUGAGAAGCCAUUCAAAUGCGGUUUCUGCGGGCGCUCUUUCGCUGGCGCUACAACUCUGAACAAUCACAUUCGCACCCAUACCGGGGAGAAACCAUUCAAGUGCGAAAAGUGUCAUAAGACAUUCUCUCAAUCCACUCAACUAAGUAGGCAUCAAAAGUGCCCAGAGGAAUGCCUGAAAGAUGUGAACAAGGACAGAAAGUUAACAUAG
This is a messenger RNA of Porites lobata, 3874 nucleotides long. The record is from the annotation of a GenBank genome assembly. NCBI's taxonomy places the organism in Eukaryota, Metazoa, Cnidaria, Anthozoa, Scleractinia, Poritidae.